AUGGAUACUUAUGGAUCUGCCAAUGGAUCGACGAAGUACAGGACGGUGUCGUCGCAGCCCGAGAAUCCGUUCGCCAAACUUAUCCCCGACCAGACCUUUGCCGUCAUCCCCCGGGUCACGCUCGAAUCCGGCGUCGUGUUACACAAUGUCAGCGUUGCCUACAAGACCUACGGUACCCUCGCGCCCAGCGGAGACAAUGCCAUGGUGAUAUGCCAUGCGCUCACCGGAAGCGCUGACGUGGGAGACUGGUGGGGACCGUUGCUAGGUGGGCCUGGGAAGGCUUUUGAUAUAUCGCGCUUCUUCGUCGUCUGUAUGAACAGUCUCGGCAGUCCUUACGGGAGCGCAAGCCCGGUCACAGCAAAAGAUGGCGACGUCUCGCUGGGUCCGUACGGACCCGAGUUUCCACUGACAACUGUAAGAGACGAUGUCAAUGUCUUCAAGCUCCUCUUGGAUGAUCUUGGUGUGAAGCAGGUCGCUGCCGUCAUUGGAGGAUCCAUGGGCGGUAUGCUUGUCCUCGAGUUUGCCUACUUCGGAAAAGACUACGUCAAGACCAUCAUCCCGAUAGCCACUUCCGCUCGCUACAGCGCAUGGGGCAUCAGCUGGGGCGAAGCGCAACGGCAAAGUAUCUACAGUGACCCCAAAUACGACGACGGCUAUUACGCAUAUGAAGAUCCUCCAUCGACCGGGCUUGGAGCCGCACGCAUGUCUGCUUUACUGACUUACAGAAGCCGCGACUCGUUCGAAUCAAGAUUUGGGCGCAACACACCAGACCUAUCCAAGAAACAGAGCAUCAAUACUGUACCGCGACCGACCACUCCGUCCAAUCCCUCCCAUGAACACUGGGCGAUACACAACCACGGUCACAAGAACGCUGGCUCGCCGCGUCUGAUGUCACGGACAAACAGCAGUACCGCCAUACCCGGUUCUGCAGCCGCACAUGCCGACCUCGAGUUCCAUGAUGCAUCGGACCCAGCCACUCCGAACCUCGAAAGGUCAAGCUCGACAAGUAGCAACAGUCAAUUCCCGCGCUCAUCGAAGCCUCUUGCGCCGCACUACUUCUCAGCACAGUCCUACCUCCGUUACCAGGCCGACAAGUUCAUCAAGCGUUUUGACGCUAAUUGUUACAUCGCAAUCACAAGAAAGCUGGAUACGCAUGAUGUAUCCCGCUACCGCUAUCCUGAAGGCGAGACACCCGACACACUAGAUCCAGUAUCGGCCCUUCAUUAUGCGCUUUCCUUGAUUGAACAGCCUACACUGGUACUAGGUAUACAGUCGGACGGUCUCUUCACAUUUGCCGAACAGAAGGAAUUGGCCGCUUGUAUUCCCAAGGCUACACUUAAGACGAUCGAUUCUCCAGAUGGUCACGACGCCUUCCUCCUCGAAUUUGAGCAGGUAAACAAACACUUACUAGGCUUCCUCGAGACCGAGCUUCCAGAGAUCAUGAAUAGAACACCAAACGUAGAGACCGCAACAAGCGAUUCUGGUAUGGUCGCCACCAAAAGCAGCACGUUUGGUGAGGCUGAGGUCGACGAUAUCACGGCAUGGUAA
Messenger RNA from Alternaria ethzedia, 1548 nucleotides. RefSeq lists its product as uncharacterized. NCBI's taxonomy places the organism in Eukaryota, Fungi, Ascomycota, Dothideomycetes, Pleosporales, Pleosporaceae. The record is from RefSeq and is a predicted model, not a curated record. The coding region runs from base 1 to 1548 and encodes 515 amino acids. The transcript has 3 exons. Gene Ontology annotation, molecular function: homoserine O-acetyltransferase activity. Gene Ontology annotation, biological process: L-homoserine metabolic process.